Lasiodiplodia theobromae is the source of this 2199-nucleotide messenger RNA. RefSeq lists its product as uncharacterized. The record is from RefSeq and is a predicted model, not a curated record. The transcript has 2 exons. NCBI's taxonomy places the organism in Eukaryota, Fungi, Ascomycota, Dothideomycetes, Botryosphaeriales, Botryosphaeriaceae. The coding region runs from base 1 to 2199 and encodes 732 amino acids.
AUGGAGGAGGAUACGAACUGCAUUGGCAACCCGGAAACGGCCCUCCGUACAAAGAUAGACCUUUCGGAGCUUCAUCCCAUGGUGCGCUGCACCAUAUUAAUGAACAUGUACAUCGAUGCCCUCAAAGAAGGCUUUCAAAACCCUCUGUUUCCUAUCCAGCGCCUUCUCAACUUGUCUGCAGAGGACAUCAUGCAGGCACUCGAUAAAGUUGAGAAGGCGUAUCUUCAUGACGACUAUCCGGAUUGCAUGUCAGCGCUAGCCAUGGCAAAGCAUAUUCUACAAGCACGCCGCUUCCUUGUGCAGCAGAAAUGGCCAUGGCGCUUCUUAGACCAUGUAGAUCUGGCAGAGUAUACGCCAGACCGGGCGAUGCAAAUGCAGCACGCGCAUGCACCGGAGGGAGCACACAACAUGCCUGCAGCAGACCUUCUCUUCUUUGGUAGACGCAAAAAAGUGCAGCCCAAAGAUGUGGGUGGAACUUUGCUCGCUCCAAGAGACGUCAGGCCAGCGAACGAUCGUGCGCAAGAGACCACGAGACACGCUCCAGCGAGGGCAACAGUGACCAUCUCAUUUGGUUCGCAGGAGCAUUCCCAACGCCGUAGGCUCAGGCUUGAAGAAAUGACUUUUGCGGAAGGCGCCGCCCAGGAAGAGCUGCAGCGGCUGCGACUUCGCGGGCGGCAGGGGCAGUCGCUUCCCAGUGGGAAGGCGUCAUCAUCUGAGAAGUACUUCCAGCCCCAACUUGUCUACUCUCCUUCAAUGCCCAAGUCCAACAUUUUCACUUUUCCAGUAACCGUGCUCAAUCAGAGCCCACCAACACCAUCUUCGCCCGACACAUCUAGCUCCGCAGCCUCAGCCUCAUCGCCACCGCGCGAGAUGUUGUUCCCCACCGCUCCGUCCUCGCCGCCACCCUCGGAUCUUCCUUCCGCCAUCUACGGGCCCCCGUCCGUCGAGUGCUCAGAGGCAGAGGUGCUGAAGAUGCUUGGAGCCGCCACUACCGCAGCCAUCUCCCACAGCACUGCCUUCUCUUCCAGCCCAAUGAGAGGAGAAGCGAGUGACACGCCUGCUGCUCGCUCGACGCCGCCCGAUGAUGACGUGGAGGAGAAGCAAGGCAACAUCAUCCCCGUUCGGCCUAUACGAGUGGGUCAGCAGCUGAUCACUCAAACACCACCGUCAACACCAACGACGAUGGAGUUAGAGCCCAGCUCGCCUUCCCUGCAGCGGCAGCAGCGACAAAUGAUGCGCCGCCGCUGCCGCCCACCUCUCAGGUUGCAAUCAUCCUCGGCAUCCGCCAUGCUGAUGCUGUUCGAGCGGAACUACCACCGGCGGAUCCAGGAACAGCAAGCCGCGCAGGCGUUCGUGCAGGUCGGAUCGCUGCGAGACGUGUUGACGCCGCGAGAGGAUUCGGAGUACGACCAGCGAAACGGACACUCUUUGACGACAGAAUCGGGUGCUUCCAUCACCGCUGCCACUUCUCCAGCAGACCACUACUAUUUCUCGCCAGGAAUGACCCCUCAGCCCAGCAGCGGUCCUGGCACCCCUUUCUUCGGCUGCCCGGCCUCCUCUCGCAGCGAGCAUGCGCCCAGCACACGCUUCAACUUUUCUUUCUCCAGACCUCUGCCGUCCCCCGCAGCGACCGCAGCCGUUGCCACGCCUCCGUCAAGCGUUCCCGUAGCCCCGAUGAUGUCCACUCAGACCGCCGCUACCGCUGACAGCAGCAACGGUCACAGCAUGGCCGCCGCUCGUCCGCUGCCGUACCCGUUGCCGAACAUGGGACAGAGGAGAUCCAUUACCGGCGCCACCACUGGCAACCGUCCUCAUAACAGCGGCAUCCGCGCCCAACUGGCCUUGCCGAGCAGCGCAGACGGCCCUGCAAACAGCAGCAACGGCAUCGGAAACAUCAGCAACAACGGCAGCAGCAGCCCCCGCAACACCAUCCGUGCGCAGUUGGCGCUACCGAACAGUGCGAGCAAGAAAAGCGUCGACAAGAUCGAACAUGUGCCACUGUCGCCGUCGCCGCUCGGCAAGCAUCUGGCUGCUGCUCAUCCCCCGCACAACGGUUCCGGCGUGGCGAGCGGGGUUGUGCUCGUGGACGACGAAGGAGAGAAGAAGGAGGUGGUUGUGGUGGAUGGAGGACAGGUGGAGAAUGGCGUCCCUUUCAAGAUGUUCAUGGAGGGAGUUGUUGAAUGCGCUGAAAGUGAUUGA